Molecule: messenger RNA, 2438 nt
Organism: Ciona intestinalis (vase tunicate)
Lineage: Eukaryota; Metazoa; Chordata; Ascidiacea; Phlebobranchia; Cionidae
Source: RefSeq, a predicted model, not a curated record
GUACAAUUCUGAAAUGUAGUAAACAUGUCGCACAGAAACGUGUACAAUUGUUGCAUUUAUUAUUUAGAAAUUUCGUUUUUAAACGUACAAAACAGAAACAUUUAUACUAAAUAUGCAUAAUUGUUUGGCUUUAUUGUUUUAGUUAUAGUUAUUAUAGCUUAUCAGUAAAAUCGAUCAGUAAAUAAAAAUACCGUAACAAAACCGAACAGUGUAAAGGAACAGAAUGAAUUCUCAGCAGUAUAUUCAGUAUCAAAUGGCUGUAUCUGCUGGUAUUCAAGGGAUUCCUGCCUAUGCACCUGGUGUUACACCAUAUCUACCGAUGGCAAAUCCUUCUUUAACAGCAGGAUUACAGGGUGUGGUUCCUCCACCUCCUCCACCAGUUGCAGUGUCAUCUCCUGAGAUAAAUGAAAUUGAAAAUCCAUCCUCUGUAACUAUAACAACCACUAGUGUGGCAAUGACUGAAGAAACUGCAGAAAAACCAGCUGCAGAUACCAUUGCAAGUAAUGACUCUGAAAAAACUGUUGAUCAAGUGGAGUUAAAGAGCCCACAAGCUGCUCUCACCAGCACCACCAUGACCACCUCAGCCGUGCCUAAUGCUGUUGUACCAACACCAAUGGUUCUCCCAUCCACCAGCCAACCAUCACUAAUUGGAGGUGUAUAUGCUGGUGCUUAUAUCCAGCAGGCAAUUCCUCAACAACCUGCACAGGUACCUGUGGCUCAAUCGCCAUACAUGAUGGCACAAGCUGGUGUCCAGUAUGCGAUUCCCCAGUCAUCCAAAGUAAUGUACAUACCACAGGGUUAUGGAGGUGUACAGCCAUCUCCAUAUGUUGCUGCAGGACAGCAACCUAUGCUUGUACAAGAUCAUACUGGCAAGACAUAUAUUCUUAAUGCUCCUGCAGCACAUGCCCCAUUGCAAUACCAAAUGGCCCAACCAGGGCUUAAGGCUCCUGGUCAGCAGUAUGUGGUUGUCCCCAAUCAAUAUUAUGCUGGAGCUGUCCCCACCAACCCUGCUGUACAACAAGUCUAUGGGAGACAAGCGGCUGCUGCAGGGGCUGCAACUGCUCAGUCUAUUGCUCCACUUGCAUCUUACCCCCCAGGUGGAACUGUUCCAGGUGCACAAUCACCACAGGUUUUCUAUUACUACUGAGCCCUCUUCUUUCCUAGAUGUCUGUAAUCUUGUUCUUAACCAGUUCUGACACACCGUCUGCUUUCAGUUUUACAAUUCUUUUUACAAUGCUUGCUCUUCUGCUCAGCAAGGCUGUUGUCUGUGGGCUUUGUGCAACCAGCUUCUUAGUAGCCACUUCUGCUUUAAAUAAGCUGUCAACACAAUUUUAAACAACACUAUUCACACAUUCAUGAUGUUAGGUUUUUCGCUCACUGUGUAAUCAACCAAUUUUGGACAAGCUGUCCACCACAAUGUCCACACAUGGCAGUUAGUGCCAGGUAAUGAUUUCUUCUUCAUAAAGCUGCAUGGUUAAAUGUGCAAUGUCAGUAUUCAGUCAAAUCAAGCCACUUAACGGCGAUAUAUAAACUCCUCUCAGAGCUUGAUGUGUCUACUUGCGGUAAACCACAGACUAUGUCACAGUCUAGUUUUUCCGGUUGGGCAACUUGGUUAAUUGUAAAGGUGCUCUAUGUUAUGAAUAUAUGCUGAAUAAUACUGCAUAGUACUUUUUACUUUUUAAGUCGCCCCGAUUUGUUGGUGUUUGAAGGCUUGGAGCGUAAAGUGUUUUAUAUUUUAAUUGUCAACGGUUAACAUCCUUGUUUGAAACCAGUGCUGGAAAACCCAACUGUGCUGUUUGUAGCUGAUGUGUAGUGUAGAGAAAGUCUGUUGUAUGUGUUUGGUUGCAGAAAUUGUCGUUUUUUUCAUGAUUUUACAUUAUCAUUGUGGAUCAACCAUUUCUUAUUUAUCAGUCGCCACAAAAGUAUCAGUUUGACAAAUUUUCAAAUUAUUUGGACCAAGCUUCUGUAUAGAUACUGCGAAAAAUUACAUUUGUGCAUUUGAAAACGAUGAACAUUACAUUUAAUUACAAACUUGAGAAACUAAACAUAUUCAAGAGCUGUUGUUAUCCAUCAUUUCUCUUUCUGGUCUCCUAUUUUUUUCGUUUAAGAUGUUCCAUAGUUUACAAUCAUGACACUCCAGUAAAUUGGUACACAAUUUAUCUGCCACUUGCUUUAAAGUCUACCCUGUUGUUACUUAUUGUGUGGAAGUGCUUCUAAUCUGAACAGAAGCAGUCGGGAGGUUCUUUUCAUAUGAACGUUAAUUCAAACUUAAUGGUUACCCAUCGUUUCGAUGACAAUACUUUAACUGCAACUUGUUUUCAAUGGAGAUUUCUGUACACCUAGCUUUCUGUUUUUUCAGAUUUUUCUGUAAUUGAAACCACUUUAGGUAGUUUUAUUCAAGUAAACUUUCGCAUUAAUAAAUUAAACUCAUUUGCAAU